Penicillium mononematosum is the source of this 222-nucleotide messenger RNA. RefSeq lists its product as uncharacterized. The transcript has 2 exons. Bases 1 to 222 code for a protein of 73 amino acids. The record is from RefSeq and is a predicted model, not a curated record. Lineage: Eukaryota; Fungi; Ascomycota; Eurotiomycetes; Eurotiales; Aspergillaceae.
AUGCCUACUCUGUAUUACACUCUUUCACCUCCCCGACGAGAUUGCACGCUUCGACUACUUGUUUCAUUGACCCUACUCCUUGUUGACCGCUUGACAUCCCGGGACGCAGCUGACCGACGGAAGCGGGAACGCGACGGGGAGUUCAAACGUCUGGCCUCUGCGCCGGGGAUGGUGAUGACUGACUCCUUCUCUACCAGCGAGUGUGCUCUCAAGGACCUCUAA